AUGGGCCAGCUGAAAGAUGCAGAAGCGCUCCACAGGAGAGCUUUGGAGGCCCAGGAGCGCACCCUCGGUGGGGAACAUCCUUCCACAUUGGCCUCAGUCAACACUUUGGCAAUUUGCCUCCGAGACAUGGGCCAGCUGAAAGAUGCAGAAGCGCUCUACAGGAGAGAUUUGGAGGCCCAGGAGCGCACCCUCGGUGCGGAACAUCCUUCCACAUUGGCCUCAGUCAACGGUUUGGCACUUUGCCUCCGAGACAUAAGCCAGCUGAAAGAUGCAGAAGCGCUCCAUAGGAGAGAUUUGGAGGCCAGUGAGCGCACCCUCGGUGCGGAGCAUCCUUUCACAUUGGUCGCAGUGGAAGCAGCCGAUGAUACGCCGCGACGAGCGAUCCGUGCUAUGAGCCAGUUGAUGUCAGUGGCCAAAGGAGAUGGGAACCACGGCGAGGGACGUCACAGGUUCGGCGACAUCGGAGAUGUCUUUGUGCCUCGGGAAAGGUACUCGGACAGGCCUCGUCCCUUCGCCUUCGUCCGAUUUGUCGAAGACGAGGACGCCACCGAGGUCGACGGCGCUCACGAUCACGUCCCAAGCAGAGAUGUGCUUCCAGUCCAAGUAGAGGAAGAAGGAGGAGGAGGCCCGGGGAUGAUCCAAGAGGUGGAUGGCAUGAUGCUGGGAGACUUCCGAAAAGCGGUAAUGAAACCAAUCCAGUCCAAGUAG
Molecule: messenger RNA, 708 nt
Organism: Cladocopium goreaui
Lineage: Eukaryota; Dinophyceae; Suessiales; Symbiodiniaceae
Source: the annotation of a GenBank genome assembly